Messenger RNA from Malaya genurostris, 2053 nucleotides. RefSeq lists its product as uncharacterized. Gene Ontology annotation, cellular component: nucleus. Lineage: Eukaryota; Metazoa; Arthropoda; Insecta; Diptera; Culicidae. The record is from RefSeq and is a predicted model, not a curated record. Gene Ontology annotation, molecular function: RNA polymerase II transcription regulatory region sequence-specific DNA binding; DNA-binding transcription factor activity, RNA polymerase II-specific.
GACGUCAUCACCAUGGAUAGGCUGAUUCAUUGUUCCAUUUUGUCAUUCGUUCGCAAACUUUCAGUGGAGUUUCAUCAGAUUUUGUGUUACGAGCGGAAAGGAUACCGUUAGAUGUUGUGAGCCUCGGUACAAUGGUACAUUUCCAAGGAGAUACUCCGAAAGAACGGAACACUUUGCGGAACUAGUUUUGGAUCGUAAAAAUAGAAGCGAUAUGAAUUCCUACCAAUAGAAGCUGGAAAUUUUUUUUCAUUUCGAUAACAAAGAAGUUUCUGGAAGCGAGAACAAGUAUUUGUAAAAAUGAGUGGUCCCAUUGUAAUAACCGUACCCACCAAGUACAUUCCGGUUAAUCUGGCCCCGGCGCCAGUGAAGUUGGAAAUUAUGCCGUCACCUUCAACCAAUGGCUCCGAUGCUGAGGAAUCGACCUCGUCCAUUGAUGAAUACCUGGUUCGUGGCAAGAAACGACGUCUGGAUCAUUUAACAUGGGAGGAAAAACUCCAGCGGAAAAAGUUGAAGAACCGGGUUGCAGCGCAAACUUCGCGUGAUCGCAAAAAGGCUAAAAUGGAAGAUAUGGAGUUAACUAUUCAGCAGCAAACGGAUCAGAUCAAUCAACUACAAGAAAAAUGUGAAUCCUUGCAGCUAGAAAAAGAUGCCAUCUACAGCAAAUAUCUCGAUCUCGAAAGUCGUUUCGAAGAUCUACAGCACCAAUUCGAAGAGCAGAGAAAACAACAGCAAACAGCUAUCGGUCCCAUCACUAUCAAGUCGGAACCCGAUCUUACCGGAAUCUUACACAGUGUUGGUUGUGUUUCCACCCUAACUGGAUCAGCAGCAUCCGCUUAUUUCCCUCUGCAGCAGGGAUCUAAAAAUGGAAACACAAACGACAGUGCGUCAGAAUCUGAAGUCGGCCGACAACGACAAGGUAGCCUCACUUUGGAGGAUCAUUGCUCUCUGCCUGCUCUACAGGACAUACUCGAAGAAUUCGAUGUGUCCAAACUCGAAGAGCUCGCCGAAAGCCUUCUGGCCAACGUCUCGAGCGAACUGGAAGUCACUGAUCGAGGAAGCAGCCAGGCAAAUGCCGAAGAUGCAGGCACCGGCAGCCGAGUGCUUAGACCAAUGGUGGGGACCUCAUCAGAACAGCUGGAAUCCUGCAAAGAAACUAAUCAAGGAAGUAGCCUAAUUUUGACCACCCACAACUAUUCCAAGUCACCCUUUCACAAAGAGAAACUCAAGAUAGAACACAGUCAGCAGUCUGAUCUGGACCAGCAAUCGACUACACUCUACGGAACAUACGAUGACGCAACUAAUUGCAUCACCAUAAUUCUGAAUAAAGAUGAUAUGCCUCUAGAAGAAGAAAUUGUUUGUGAGGAAGCCGAGCAAAACCUAAUAGACGAGCAGGAAUUCAGUAUGAAGCUAGAACCAAUACAGGAACUGCUUUCACCAAGUCCCAGUCCCGACUCAGACAAUUCUUUGUCGGCUUACAAUGAUACGAAACCAGUACUAAUGGAAGAUGCAAUUCCGUUCAAAUGUCCUCUAACUCCUGGGUCGUUUGUUUCGGACGGUGGUUACGAAUCACUAGGAUCGCCCAUCAGCACCACCGACUACGGUAUCAGCACAUUGGAUGAAUUCUGGAACCUGGAUUUAUUUCCCAUUCUUAAUUAGGAUAAUUUCCCACCCUUAUCCUACCACAAAGUGAUGUACAAAGUAGUUAUUAGUUGCUAGGAAUCCUAGUUUGCUACCUACUAAGACCUGUCUAUAGUUAGGUUUAGAUUAGACUGCUGUAAAUACUAGUUUUUGUACGUAUUUAUCGACGAAUUUUUAUAAAACAACCACAACGAGAAGAUUCUCUCUAGUGAUAGAAUUGUAUUUAGCAGUGUUUGUUACUUUUACGCAUUAUGCACAAAGAUUAAGCGUAGACACCAGUCAACUCCCAUUUUUUGUGUAAUUUAAAGGUUAAUAUUAAAGAUCAUUGUUACAAAUUUUAUCUAUUUGCUACAAACUCAAUAUCUCAGUGAAAGGGUUUACUUGAAAUCGCAAAAUAAAAAAAAACUCAAAACCA